ACGAAUCAGACGAGGCCCAACAAGGCCCAAUACUAACACGGUUUAAGUAACCGCAACACUCCCCCUCAAGCGAAGACAUGAAUGACAAGAAUGUCGAGCUUGAAGAAGUAAAUGUGAAGAACAAGCAUGAUGGCUUGAACCACAAAACUCGAGAUGAAUAACAUCUCGGACGAGGUUGAUUGGAGACGACUGACUCUCUCUGAACAACCUGAUGAUGGAGACAAUUGACUGCGUCUCUUGAACUUGAACACACCUGGUACAUCGCGGUCGACCUGAUGACUGAGGUAGUCGACCGACAUAUGUUGACCUCCUAUUCUCCCCCUCAAGCUGGAGCAUGAACAUUGUGAAUGCCCGGCUUGAAAAGCGAUGAAUGGUUGAAAUGUGCCCACUACUGAACUGGAAGAGGGGACGACCAUUUCUUAGAUCGUGAAUGCCAGCUGGACGAUGAAGGGACGAUGACUUCUCUGAUCGUACUACCUUUUGAAUGCCAGGGGACGAUCAUUUUAUGGACCGUGAAUGUCUCGAUCGAUACUUGACUAUAGUUGAUGGUGAAAUCCUUUUGGUUUCGGCAAUUUUCCCUAGUGCCCCCACCUUUAUCACCCCCAACACUCUUUCUAGGUGGACUAAGCUGAUCAUGACAAAGAUGAAGUGGACAUGACAUUCCUUUUGUCAAUUUGAUCCACAACCAAGCUUUAAUUAUUCCAUCGUGAAGCCAAAACUGCCAAAUAUUCUAACGUGGUGUUAAAGUUCUUCAAUGUGAUGGCCGUGAGUGCUUGAUGAAGACGACCGGGCCGCAACAAUGACAAUGCAUCUCGACAAACAUAGGAACCAGCAGGGUCUUCGGAAACAUGAAAGCUGGGUGGAACUGACUUGGACGACCGAACAAGCUUCAAGACAUUGCAGCCUCAUUACCGGUAGCGGAAUGAGAAUCACGAGAUCGGCGACAUUCUCUCUGCGAGUGGGGCCAAAUCUCUCUCUCCCGAUUGUGACGAUGACUGCGACUGGGAGCAAAGGGUCGGCUUGUGACGAGCCGUCGAUGAAGUUGGAGCAGCUACAGGUGAGGGCUUUCAACGACGAAGACGCCGCGGUCGCUGACAUGGGCGGCGGCUGUGAGGAGUCCGCAGACGCUGAUGGGCGAUGGCGGUAGAUGACGAUGACGACCGGUGACGAGACGGCGGGUUAGCGACGUCGGGGGCAGCCGGACUUGCUGUUGGGCUGGAGAACCGGCGUUGCACGAAGGUGGACCGACACUUUGGCUGUUUCUUCUUCGUCUGACCUUGAUUGGCGAUUGAUAACCUACGGCAGACUAGACUUGGUCUUGGUCGGCGGGACUACGAGCUAAACUGGUUGUGGAUCGAGACUUCGCCUUGGCAACGCGGCAAUUGACGAUUGAUGAUUACGGGAGAAACAAUGGAGACCGACUGCGGAAGCUCAAAACCCUAGAUAAGCUAUCGACUUUGGAACUGAAGAUGGGGCCGGUGAAGGAUGCGGCAGGAGCCUUGAGCAGCGGCGAUCGCGGACUAGCGUGACAGCUGAACGAGGCGACAUGUGAAAGGUAGCUACAAGCUGCGAUGAGCCUGGACUGGAGAUGGAGACGCGGUCGGCCCGGAACGAGAACGCCGCACGGACAACCUUGAUCGUUUAUGUUGACGAGACCGAGGACGCUGACAGACGGAAGUGCAAAACCUUAAUCAAGGAUCGAGUUUUGC
This is a messenger RNA of Linum trigynum, 1709 nucleotides long. NCBI's taxonomy places the organism in Eukaryota, Viridiplantae, Streptophyta, Magnoliopsida, Malpighiales, Linaceae. The record is from the annotation of a GenBank genome assembly.